GAAAAAAAAGAUAAGAACAUUUUUACAUUAUUAUUAAUAUAUACAUUCCUAUCAAAUCUCUCUCUGUCUCAGACUGUUUGUCUUAGAGACGACAAGUAGAUUCCUUUUUUUUCAUUUGCUUUCCCAGCAUCCAAUAAUUGUCAUAUAAUUUUCUCAAGAGAAAAUAAGAUUCUUUGGUUUUAGUUCCCAAGAAAAUAUAAUCUUGAUUUCAACUCUGUUAUUAUCUGUACUCCCGGAGCUUCUUCGUUUCUGCUUUUGAAGGAACAAGAACAAUCAAGAUUUGAGCUUAAUGGAAUCAAGAAUGGAAGGAGAUGUGUUUUCUGGAUUUGGAGAGCGGCACCAGAUGGAUGGCAAAGUGUUGCAGAGUUUCCAGAAGAGCUUUGUUCAGGUUCAAGACAUUUUGGAUCAGAACCGGCUUCUGAUCAACGAGAUCAAUCAGAACCAUGAGUCCAAACAAGCAGAUCACUUGGGAAGAAACGUUGGUUUGAUAAGAGAGCUCAACAACAAUAUCAGAACUGUAGCAAGUCUUUAUGGUGAUCUCUCUCAUUCUUUUGCCAGAUCCAUUGAUGCUUCAUCAGAAGGAGAAUCCACUGGGACCAACAACCAAAAGAGAUUUAGAUCCGGUUAAUAUUACCAAAAGAAAGAUCAAUCUCUCUGUGUUCUGUAGAUUCAAUGCUAAUCUGAGUGUGUAUUGUGCAACAAGACAACAAGGUCACUUCUGUUGAAAUGAGUUCAUGUCUUUAGUUCAGAGAAUAAAAAAAGGAAGUUCAUGUCCUUGAUGAUCAGACCUUUGGGACUAUAAUGAUAUGUAGAGCUCUUUGUUUUCUUUGGUUCUUGAUUGACUUUGUAGACCUUUUAAUUGUUGUUGUUGCAGUAACUAAGAAUAUAGAAUUGUUCAUAUGAA
Brassica rapa (field mustard) is the source of this 904-nucleotide messenger RNA. Its product is annotated as protein ELF4-LIKE 2. The record is from RefSeq and is a predicted model, not a curated record. Gene Ontology annotation, biological process: positive regulation of circadian rhythm; entrainment of circadian clock. NCBI's taxonomy places the organism in Eukaryota, Viridiplantae, Streptophyta, Magnoliopsida, Brassicales, Brassicaceae.